ACCGAGUAGCCUGAAAACCUACAUUUUACGCUAUUCCAAAGAAAUCAACAGGUUUAUAUGAGCUCACUAUGAAGACGUUGGAUAUUGAAACAAAGAGACUCGUAGUACAAGUCAGGCGCUACGUUUGUGUUUCUUCAGCCGUUCCAAGAGUGUCACAUGAAGUCGCGUAAGGUGCGAUGCCUGAGACAAACCACAGAGCUGGGUGCCUCUUCAGAUUCUGAGGAGGAUCAUCUCGAAGAUUCUACUGCACCUGUCGUUGCAGACUCCACGGUAGUUGUUGAAGCAAUAAGAGAAUUGCAAAAACUAAGGAAACGACCAGCUGGAGUAAGCUUGUCUGCACUAGCCACUGGUAAAGAAGUUCCAGAUCUCAAUCUAACAAUCGCCAACGACCCAUUUAGACUUAAGACUGGUGGUCUAGUUGACCUAAACAGUAUUUCAUCUGCUAAACAAUCCGAAGAGGACGAUGACGUUGAAGCUCGUCUAGCCAAAACAUUUGCCACAGAAACUAAUAAGAGAGAUGAAGACGCCGAAAUGAUCAAGUACAUCGAGGAGGAAGUAGCCAAACGAAAGGGAUUAAUUAAACCCUCCACCCUAGACCGAGAUGAAGAUUCAGACCUACUACAGGAUGUUCCUGAGUAUCUCAAACCUUCAAUCGGUCAACAGAAGGAAGACAUGUUAUCCAACCAAAUGUUAUGUGGUAUCCCUGAAGUUGAUUUGGGUGUAGAAGCGAAAAUGAAAAACAUAGAAGCCACAGAAGAAGCCAAGCAAACACUUUUUAGAAAAAGAUUAAGUCGCAAACAUGGUUAUUCAACAGAUCACAUAGCACCAACUAGUAUGGCAGUCAACUUCGUUCAGCAUAGUCGGUGGAAUAGUUACACAAAUGGAAUCAGUAAAAGAGCUGAUUUGAACAACGAACGAGAACUCAACCACAUAGCCAAUAAUAAUACAAACAAACUGGAAUCAACAGAAAAUAAUCCGAUGUCUGCUCAAAGAGAAAAUCGUCGUUUAGAUAAUAGCCGAUCACAUAUUCGUAACGAAAAAUCCACAGAUAAUAUUGCACUUCAACGAUUCAAAAAUUAUAUGCGCGAUAAAAGACGUCGGUGAUAAUUUUAUUCCCUCCUAUUUUUUUUAUCUUGACAGGACUAUGUUUCUUCUUUUUUAGUGAUACUAUGUUUUAAGGUAUAUUGUAUAAUGCAAAUGUACAUUGUAAAUAUGAUUUAUUACUAUUAUUAUGACUAUUA
Schistosoma spindalis is the source of this 1241-nucleotide messenger RNA. NCBI's taxonomy places the organism in Eukaryota, Metazoa, Platyhelminthes, Trematoda, Strigeidida, Schistosomatidae. The record is from the annotation of a GenBank genome assembly.